ACUAAUUAAGAUCAACAGUCUCAGCCAAGCAUCGUCUCUCAAAGUUACUCUAAGUCAAUGGCAGCAUGCAUCGACAAUCCGAAAGGUGAACCUGCCAACAAGUGGUGUUGCUUAAGAUCCAGCCAACGCCUAGCCCGUUGUUCCCUUUGCAGGUUUGCCAAAGCAUGCGGACCAAGUUUCUCAAAUCUUGUUUCAUGCAGAGCAAUCAACUGGGGUAGCGUGAAAAUUCCGGAUACAACAGUCUGUCCCUGUGACGAGGAUGAGGACGAUCUGUGGGUGAAAAUUAGGGAGAAAGCUCAAUCUGAUGCAAAACAGGAGCCUAUCUUGUUGAAUUAUUAUUAUUCUUUGGUACUGUCACACAGUUCUCUGGAAAUUGCGUUGGCGAACCACCUGGCGAUGAAACUGAGUAAUUCGACUCUUUCCAGAGAUGCAGUUUUCAAGGUUUUCUUGGAAGCUUUUGCUGAGGAUCACGAGAUCAAGAGUGCCAUCAGAGAUGAUAUAAAGGCUACAAGAGAGCGUGACCCUGCUUGCAUCAGUUAUGUCCACUGCUUCCUACACUUCAAGGGGUUCCAAGCUUGCCAAGCUCAUAGAGCGGCACACAAACUGCGGUCGCAGGGUAGGCUCAGCUUGGCGCUUCUAAUACAGAGUCGGGUUUCCGAGGUUUUUGCAGUAGACAUCCACCCAGCGGCGAAGAUUGGACGGGGAAUAGUACUUGAUCAUGCCACCGGAAUUGUGAUCGGAGAAACGGCAGUGAUCGGGGACAAUGUCACCAUUCUUCACAAUGUCACAUUAGGUGGUACAGGAAAAGUUUCGGGAGACAGGCACCCCAAAAUCGGUAAUGCAGUCCUGAUAGGAGCUGGAGCCAAAAUUCUGGGCAAUAUCAGAGUUGGAGAAGGGGCUAAAAUCGGUGCAGGUUCACUGGUUCUAAAGGAGGUGCCACCACAUAGUACAGCUGUAGGAAAUCCUGCUAGAGUACUCACCACCCCGACCGUUCAGGCGAACAGAGAACACGUAAACCAGUGAAAUGUCUGGUUCCGCCUGAUUUGAUUUACUAGAACUUUCUAGUACUAGUAGAAUUUUGUUUCCACUCAUUCAUAUGUUUCCCAUUACUCUAUAAUAAUUCUUUUCCUACAACAUA
Messenger RNA from Theobroma umbraticum, 1138 nucleotides. The record is from RefSeq and is a predicted model, not a curated record. NCBI's taxonomy places the organism in Eukaryota, Viridiplantae, Streptophyta, Magnoliopsida, Malvales, Malvaceae.